AGCCCGGACCCUUAUCUUACCCAACGGUCACAUCUCAUCCUCAAGCUUCAGCCAUAUCCCGAUACGACAUACCUGUCCACUGGCUCGACAACGAUGACCCGCAACCGAUCAACCCGUCCAAACGCCUUCUCCUACACCACAAGCACAGGAACCUCUCGCCGUAGUCGUACCGAAAGAGCGCAGGAAAGGCGAGCACCACAAGACCGACUAGAGGAUGAGUUCUAUCGUCGGAACAUCGCCAUUGGACAGGAACUCGGCUUUGUUGAUAGAUUCCCAGCUCAUGAACCUAUGAAUGACCAACCCGACAACGAACAUCACGAUAUCUUUGAACCUACGAUUGGCAGCUAUGCAGGAUACCAGAUUGAUGAGACUGAGGCAGAGCUUCCGAGUGCUGCCCAUGCAGCAUACCAUCGAGCCCGACGAUACGCCGAGACAAGGGAAAUCACCAGUCAACGAUGGUCGCAACUUGAAGAAAGUGUCACAGCUACCUUCUUGCUUUGUCAGAAGUUGUCACGGAAUUGGACCUGUCAUCCCGGAACCUUUGUCUUGCCUUCAAAUACGUGCACCUGCGACCCCACAGACAUUAACAUCCGGAAUAUUGACUUGUAUGAUAUCCUCCGCCGAACCCCUGCAGCUCCAGUGCCUUUUUGCAAGUGCCUCCCAGAUGUUGUUCGACUCAUCCAUUAUGGAUAUCUAGCUUGCUCCCCCGAAAAACCACGUACAGCGUUCUCCAUCCCCCUCAUCCAAUUUCACCAUUUGCUUUGGCAAAGUGCUGUAGUAUCAACCACCGGUUUUGUCAAAGCAAUAAGUGCUUUCCUCGAUUCACGAAGUCAAACUCCCUCAUAUGCUCGUGGCUCAAAAUAUCGCAAACGAAAUCUUCGAGUUCCCUUUUCAUACAGUGCCGACCUUUACUCUCGAAUAUUACUCAACCAGAAGAAAAUAUUUAAUGAUGGCUUGCAACUCACCAAAACUGAACAGUGGGCAAAUCAGUGUCCCCGAUGCUUUGGAUCUAGCGAACAUGAAAUCAAGGUUAAUCCCAACGAACCCGACAUCAUUCUUGCAUUGGACGGCAACUUCCAGCAGCGUCAUUAUGCAUAUGCAAGCAAAGACAAUCCACCCGAUGCACAAUAUCCUCCCAGCUUCAUACCGCCAUCAGACAUAUCAGUUGAUGCCCGGUCAUUUGUAUCCACUGAAGUUUCUGCAAUUGGCAUCGAUCCUCCAUGUGCUGAUACCCACAAAGCAGCUAAUGACAGUCGGGGUGAAACCACUUGGGAGAAAUGUGACGACAAUGGGUUGUUUGCCAGCACAUGUCGCCAUGAUAUCCCCCUGCUAUUUGUAAAUAUUCACAAAACUGGUGAGAAAUUGUAUUAUCCAGUGUCAAUCAUCCGCAAUAUCCUAGCCGAUUUCCCACAACACAAGGUUGGGAUUCUAUAUGAUCUUGGCUGCCAUCUGGAGAGCCAUGUGAGGAAGCGUAACCUCCUGAGUAACCGACUGGCCGAUCUCUCAUUUGGCACGUCUGUAUUUCAUGCCUAUGUGCAUGAGUGGAGCUGCCAGGUCAAGUAUAACCCUCGACUCAAUCAAUGGUGGGGGCUCUCAGAUGGUGAGGGACUUGAGAGACUUUGGGCUUUUUUAUCCCCUUUGGUCUCCGGGCUCCGCGUAUCCACAAGAUUACAUCGGCUUCAAGCAAUCCAAUCGCGUGCAGAUUAUUACUCACAGCAUUUGAAUGAAAUGGCUGCCACAUGGCUUUUGCAAAAACUGGAUCAUGCUGAAGAAGUUCUUGCUACAGCUGUGGUAGCUCUGGCCAAACUCCAUAGUAUUCCCAAUCCACACACACCCGGAAUCAACUACACCAACCAAUUCUUGGAGCAGCAAUGGAGCGAAGAGCAACAGUAUCAUCUCAACAGUGAUUUGAGCACUGAGAGAAAAAGCAUUGAGCUUGGCCGUCUUUUAUGCUUGGAAGAAGAGUUGGACUCAGCAUGGGAAACACUACCAAUGACACCAGCACAAACACUCAGCCGUGCAAUCACUUGUGCAACUGUUGCCAGGCAGCUUGAGGCCCUUCGAAGCGUGAUUGGCAACAAUGGGGUGGCAGAUAACUUGAAUGAAGCCCAACGGGACCAGUUGAGUAAGGUCUGGUACUCCAAAACAGAGUUGCGACGAAGCUUUUUGGCAUUGGUUGAGGAAAAGCAACCAUUACUUCGAGUUUGUCGACCAGGUGAAAGUAGUACACUAGGGACACGCGGGCAGCAAAAAAUUGCAGAUUCACUGCACAAGAGAGCUGGUAAGCUCCGGACAGUGCUGGAGACUUACAACCGACACACCUUCGAGUUUAUCGAAAGCUAUCCUGAUCGCCCGGCCCCACCAACAAUCCAAUACCCAGAUCUGCUCAGACUCCAACCAGAUGACUCAUUCUGGAACGAUGGCCUGUUCACCAAUGCCAAUGAGCCCUGGGCAGUUGAUUCUCUUACACAGCAGGGCAUACGAUCGUUGGCUAGCUGCAAACGAGCAAUUGAGGAAAAGCGGCGACUUGGCUGGGAGGCUAGACGAACCAUGAGAUGGGCAACUGAGCAACACCUUCAAUUUUUGAAGCUCAUCGAGGACUUGUUUGCGGUAUCCGACAAUCAGGCCAAUCCUUCGGCUACUCUGAAUCAUCGUCAUCCAUUGUCUGCUCCUAAUCAGUCCAAUCCUUUGCCAACUCCUAAUCACCCUAAUCCUGAAGCUACUCCUCGAACGCUGCAUUCACUCUUGACACAUCCCUCGCUUGCAACAAAUCAGACUAAUGCGGCUAAAAUCAAUUCGGCCGCAAUUAUAUUACACUCAGCCUUCAUCUCAAUAUGCUCAUUGCAGCUUGACUGGAAUGACAAAAUCUUGGAUGUGUUUCAGAGAACUACCUCACAGGUUGGAGACAAUGAACUACUGACCAAAUGGCAUCAACAAGUCAAAAGAAUCAAGACGGCCCUUGCGUAUGGCGUAUUAUCUGGAAUCCCAGGUGACAUGGAUGUACGUUUGAAAAUUGUGAUGAAUGGAGGGACAAUCAACACUCUGCCUUUGCCUGUUGAGGAUGACACAAAUGAGGAUGAUGCUAGUGAGGAAGCAUAUCAUGCUGAUGUAGAAAAUAUUCUUAGUGAGACAAUGCUUGUAGACCUUGCUCAAGAUACAGGUACCAAUGUUGCACAAUGAUUUUCUGUUGAAAUUUCGCUUGUCUCUCUCUUCUUUCCUUUCACUCACCUGUCACAAUCUUAUUCAACGGCCAUUGUCUUUUCUUUUUUAUGCCAUGAGUUCUUAGACCCACAACUUGAACCUCUUGUAGUUAGAAUAUUUAAAUCAUAUUGACUGCAGCUUGAAAAUGAAAAAAAAC
This is a messenger RNA of Puccinia graminis f. sp. tritici CRL 75-36-700-3, 3358 nucleotides long. RefSeq lists its product as uncharacterized. The record is from RefSeq and is a predicted model, not a curated record. The transcript is spliced from 9 exons. The coding region runs from base 94 to 3180 and encodes 1028 amino acids. Lineage: Eukaryota; Fungi; Basidiomycota; Pucciniomycetes; Pucciniales; Pucciniaceae.